GCACGGCUCACAUUCCCGGAGGCGCCCGGCCCUGGGGCUCGACGAGGGAGCUGGCGGGUGCACUUGCGCUCCCCGCUGUCGGCGAGAAGCGGCUCCAAUCGUGACAGCGGCAACGAGGAAGUGGAGGCGAGGGCUCGCGCGCGCAUCCCGGGGGCUGGAGGAGCCCCGGCCCCGCGGCCCCGCCCGGAGACACACGGCGCGGAGUCGCGACAGCCCCUCUCGCUCCCCCUUCUUGGAGUCGCGAUAUGGGGUCGUGAAGGGCAAGUGGAAGAGCACAGGUUCGUUCCGCAGGCUCCUCACAGACGCCUGCCGAGGGCCCCGGGGGUCAAGCCCCGGGGAACUCGAGGAAGACAGCAAGAAGACCGGCGUCCCCACAGCACCGGCUCCGAGGCGGUAGCAGCACACCACAGAUCGCCAGGGAGACCCGUCCCAGCAGCCCUCGCGGCGCACCGGAAGCGGCCAGCGGCGCGUGACUGCGUGCGACCCCUCGCGCAAGCGCAAAGGCCCAGCCCCAGCUGGAGGGCGGCCCAUAGGAACUGCGUGAAGGCUUGGAUUGGGGCCGCUAAAGCGAACGGACUGUUUCCGGUGAAAGGUCCCGGGCGGAGGAAGAAGCUGUGGCUGGGGGCGGUGGGACGCCCCGGCCGCUUCAGGCCCCGGGCACUGCUGUGUGGCGUUCAGUUUUCCACACUUGUGGCAAAACAAGCUGAGAAGAGGAACGAAGACAGCCCUGUUAGUUGUGGCCCAGAACCUCAUUCCCCCGAAAUGGCAAACAAGGGCAACAAGAAACGUCGGCAAUUCUCCUUGGAGGAGAAAAUGAAAGUUGUGGAAGCUGUAGACUCAGGCAAGAAGAAAGGUGAUGUGGCAAAAGAGUUUGGUAUCACUCCUUCCACUUUGUCUACAUUCUUAAAGGAUCGUGCCAAAUUUGAAGAAAAGGUUCGGGAGGCAUCUGUGGGACCCCAGCGGAAAAGGAUGAGGAAUGCUCUCUAUGAUGACAUUGAUAAGGCUGUUUUUGCUUGGUUUCAAGAAAUCCACGCCAAAAACAUCCUCGUGACUGGUUCUGUCAUUCGGAAGAAAGCACUAAACUUGGCCAAUAUGCUUGGCUAUGACAAUUUUCAAGCAAGUGUGGGCUGGUUGAACAGAUUUAGAGAUCGCCACGGAAUUGCUUUGAAAGCAGUCUGUAGAGAGGAUAGUGACAGGUUAAUGAAUGGUCUAGGAAUAGAUAAGGUUAAUGAGUGGCAUGCAGGGGAAAUUAUAAAACUGAUUGCUGACUACAGCCCAGAUGAUAUCUUUAAUGCUGAUGAGACAGGAGUGUUUUUCCAACUGCUUCCCCAGCACACACUUGCUGCUAAAGGGGACCAUUGUAGAGGGGGCAAGAAAGCAAAGCAGCGGCUGACAGCACUCUUUUGUUGCAAUGCUUCAGGGACUGAAAAAAUGAGACCAUUGAUUGUUGGUAGGUCAGCCAGCCCACGCUGUCUCAAGAACGUCCAUUCCCUCCCUUGUGAUUACCGAGCCAACCAGUGGGCAUGGAUGACGAGGGAUCUGUUUAAUGAGUGGCUGAUGCAGGUGGAUGCCAGGAUGAAGCAGGCAGAACGCCGGAUCCUCCUGCUCAUUGACAACUGCUCUGCUCACAGCAUGCUUCCCCGCUUGGAAAGGAUUCAGGUGGGAUAUCUGCCCUCAAACUGUACUGCUGUCCUGCAGCCACUGAAUCUUGGGAUAAUUCACACCAUAAAAGUGCUAUACAGGAGUCACCUUCUAAAACAAAUCCUCCUCAAGAUCAACAGUAGUGAGGAUCAGGAAAAGGUAGACAUCAAGCAGGCCAUCGACAUGAUUGCUGCAGCUUGGUGGUCAGUCAAGCAGUCCACGGUGGUGAGAUGUUGGCAGAAGGCAGGCAUCGUCCCUAUGGAAUUUACAGACUCUGAGGAAGAUACAGCAGCCAGUGAACCAGAUGUUGCCAUUGAAAAGUUGUGGCACACAGUGGCUAUUGCCACCUGUGUCCCAAAUGAAGUAAAUUUCCAGGACUUUGUCACUGCAGAUGAUGAUCUCAUCAUCUCCCAGGAGCUGACAGAGACAGAGAUCAUCCAGGAUGUGGUGGCUAGUGAAAAUACUGGCGAAGCUGGAAGUGAAGAUGAAGGGGAGGUAUCUUUACCAGAGCAGUCAAAAAUCACCAUCACAGAGGCCAUCUCAAGUGUACAGAAACUUAGACAGUUCCUUUCCACUUGUGUAGGUGUUCCUGAUGCCAUUUUUGGACAGCUAAAUGGCAUAGAUGAAUAUUUAAUGAAAAGAGUGACACAAACUCUUGUUGAUUCCAAAAUUACAGAUUUCCUCCAAACAAAAUAAUGCAGGAAUUAACUGCCAUUUUUACUUUAGAAAAUGUAGUUUAUAAGAAUAAAGAUUACUUUAGAUAGGAUACUGAAUUAAUUUAAGUAAAGCAAUAUUAUUAUGACAACA
This is a messenger RNA of Microcebus murinus (gray mouse lemur), 2448 nucleotides long. RefSeq names its product tigger transposable element derived 6 (gene TIGD6). NCBI's taxonomy places the organism in Eukaryota, Metazoa, Chordata, Mammalia, Primates, Cheirogaleidae. Gene Ontology annotation, cellular component: nucleus. Gene Ontology annotation, molecular function: DNA binding. The record is from RefSeq and is a predicted model, not a curated record.